AUGACUGAGGAACUACAAGCACGUGUAAAAAUGCUUGAAGCUGAAAACCAGGCCCUGCGCACUAAGCAUGAACAUGCUAGUACUGCAUCUAUUCCAGAGAUAGCCGCCUCCACAUGUAGGGUUGCAGUCAAGCUUCCACCGUUUUGGUCCGAUAGGGUGGCUAUAUGGUUCGAACAAGCUGAAGCCCAGUUCCUAUUGGCAGGGAUAACAACAGAUAUCACCAAAUAUAGUUACAUCCUUAGUCAAAUUGAUACAAAGAUAGUUGGAGAAAUCGAACACAUAUUUAUCAACCCGCCAGCAGAAGGCAAGUAUGAAAAACUCAAAGAAGCUUUAAUGAAAAGGUUUUCAAUAUCUGAAGAGCAACGGUUGAGACAGCUGUUGAGUGAUGAGGAACUUGGUGACAGAAAACCUUCCCAGUUCCUCCGUCACCUCAGAUCCAUUGCUGGGAAAACUCUAUCGGAUGACAACAUCUUACGCCAACUUCGCCGUUUGCCCCAACAUGCACAGAGCAUCCUUGCCACUCAAGCAGAUUUAACACUGGAUAAGGUAGCAGACAUAGCGGACAAAAUUAUGGAAACCGAGCCAACACGGUUUGCUCGAACGAUUAGAGGAGUUGAGCAGUCAAGUCGCCGCUCUGAGGACAGAUCGGUCCCGAGCUCCAAGCCGUAG
Molecule: messenger RNA, 669 nt
Organism: Helicoverpa armigera (cotton bollworm)
Lineage: Eukaryota; Metazoa; Arthropoda; Insecta; Lepidoptera; Noctuidae
Exons: 2
Coding region: 1-669 (222 amino acids)
Source: RefSeq, a predicted model, not a curated record